AUGGCAUCAUUAGAGUGGCUUCUUCCCCUACUGAAGAAGCCAAGACUCUCCUCAAAUGGAAAGACAGCCUUCAAAUCUUAUGAUGACGUCAUGGAAAUUUCCUUCAAACAAUGGCCAUCCACAAGUGCCAGCGCAUGCCAUUGGCUUGGAAUUUCUUGCAAUAUUAAGGGAAGCGUUGUUAAAUUGAGCCUCACAAGCUCAAGCCUAGUUGGUACAUUGGACAACUUUCUAUUCUUAUCACUUCCUAAUAUUGCAUAUAUUACACUUAGUGAUAAUAUGCUCUUUGGCAUCAUCCCGCCAUUGAUUGGUUCUCUCUCAAAACUCAUCUACCUUGAUUUGUCAUUUAAUCAGUUUUCUGGAAAUAUUCCACCAGAAGUUGGCUUGCUAAAAAAUAUUAAGACUAUCCGCUUGUUUGGAAACCAACUCAAUGGCUCAAUUCCUGAAGAGAUCAGCCAUCUAACUUCUUUUACUGAGCUUGAGUUGUCCAGCAACCAGUUUGUUGGUCCCAUUCCUAGUUCUUUGGGCAAUAUGACAAACUUAUCUCGGCUAUAUCUUUCUAACAAUCUAGGAAAUCUUCCGAGUCUCACUGAGGUUUACAUGGAUAGCAACAAGUUGAAAGGCUCAAUCCUGUCUAGUCUUGGAAACCUUAGCAAGCUAACUGUUAUGCACAGCUUGGGUUCUAUUCUGCCAGAGUUGGGCAAUUUGACUCAAUUGCUUUGGCUUGAUCUCUCUUCAAAUAAUUUAACUGGACAGAUCUCCAAAGAGUUGAGCAAUUUGACUCAAUUGCAGUGGCUUCGGCUCUCAUCAAAUCAUUUAACUGGACAGAUCCGCAAAGAGUUGGGCAAUUCAAUUCAAUUGCCGUGGCUUGAUCUCUCUUCAAACCAUUUAACCGGACAAAUCCCCAAAGAGUUGGGCAAUUCAAAUCAAUUGCAGCGGUUUGAUCUCUCUUCAAAUCAUUUAACUGGACAGAUCCCCAAAGAGUUGGGCAAUUCAUCUCAAUUGCAACGGCUUGAUCUCUCUUCAAAUCAUUUAACUGGACAGAUCCCCAAAGAGUUGGGCAAUUUGACUUUUUUGCUCCAUCUCAAGCUAAAUGACAAUGAACUUUCUGGUGAAUUGCCUUGA
This is a messenger RNA of Thlaspi arvense, 1122 nucleotides long. NCBI's taxonomy places the organism in Eukaryota, Viridiplantae, Streptophyta, Magnoliopsida, Brassicales, Brassicaceae. The record is from the annotation of a GenBank genome assembly.